UGGGUGGUCUGCUGCUGGCUGGUGUGCUGUUGGUGGGUGGGGCUGAGCUUCUUGGCAGCGGCCUUGGCAGCUUUCUUCUGCAAAACGGUACCGCCCAGCACAGCGCAAAGUAUCACGUGUUGGCGUGUCUAGCUAGAUGUGCGCAUGAUGUUGGUACCUUCUGCAGGUGCUCAAUGUACUCGUCUUGCCUCACGCAAAACUUCCGCCCCUCCUGAGUGCCGCGCAUGGACUCCAUCCACUGGGCGAACUCCUGCAGUGAGGAAACAAACAAAUGAAUGUCGUCGAUGCCCCUGAGCCAUUGCGCAAUGCUGCAUGCGCCUCCCUGCCCUCCUCACCUCAGGGUGGUCCUGCUCGAACCGAAGGACCUUCUUGGUGAAGGCGCGGCGGUCAUCGGCAUACACAUCGGGCAACUCCUCCUGCACAUAAUAGCCCGGACUGGGCUGCGGCUUCGGUGCCUCCGUCUGUGGGGGGGAGGGGUGGGGGAAGGCGGUGGUAUGGCUGCGGCAUGGUGAUGGUGGGGCCACACAUGGUGGGUGGGGUCCUGUGUGGCCUGCUGCUGCGUGUGCUUCUGCUGCUGGCGGGUGGUGCUGGCAGUGGCAUCCUUGGCGGCCUUGGCGGCCUUCUGCAAAACGGCACAGCACAGCACAGCACAGCGUGUCAGGUGCUGGGUGUGUGGCUGGAUGUGCGCCUGAUGUUGGUACCCUCUCAUGUCGCUGAAGGUUCUCGAGUUGCGUCACGCCAACGUCCCUCCCCUCCUGACUGCCGCGCAGCGAGCCCAUCCACUGGGCGAACUCCUGCAGUGAGAGAACAAAACGAAUGAAUGUCGUCGAUGCCCCUGGUGCCAU
This is a messenger RNA of Vitrella brassicaformis, 845 nucleotides long. The record is from the annotation of a GenBank genome assembly. Lineage: Eukaryota; Vitrellaceae.